Molecule: messenger RNA, 789 nt
Organism: Momordica charantia (bitter melon)
Lineage: Eukaryota; Viridiplantae; Streptophyta; Magnoliopsida; Cucurbitales; Cucurbitaceae
Source: RefSeq, a predicted model, not a curated record
CAAAUGAAGAAAUUAAAAAGGCAUUAACCCAACCAAAUCUCUUCCUCUUUGACCCCUCUCCUCUGUCGUUGCUGAUUUUUCUCUGCGUGUUUUCACAGAAGAACCAAUUCCAAUUCCAAUUCCAGUUCCAAAUCAAAGGCAAGCAACGGGAAGAGCGAAUCCGCCAUAGCCAUGGAGAAUCAGAGCACCUGCUUGUCGUACGAGAAGCUCAACGGCAUGGCCACAUGGGUCGGAACCAGCGUCGCCUCCGCCUUCUUCGCCUCCCUCGAGCGCUGCUCCUGCAUCAAUCUCUCCACCUCCGACGACCACGAAGAUCCCGAGGAGGCUCACGAUCGCCCUCUCAUGUACUGCAACUCCACCUCCUCCUCCGUCGUCAUCCGCAGCUUCGAGCCUCUUCCUCCGCCGGUCAACGACGUCGCCAAUCUCCCCGUCUGACCGCCGCCGCUCCCUGGAUCUCGGCUCCUCUGCCAAUUAGUACAGCUAAUUGAUUCCAAUCAUUUUACCUUCUGAUUCAGUGCAAGAACAUGGCCACACGGAUUGGACAGCAGAGAGCUUUAACAGAAAUGGCAGAACAAAGCAGGGGAGCAAAGAAAAAUGCAAAUUACCACUUGGGAUUUUCACUUAUGGAAAAUGUACAAAGAAUAUUUAGAUUACAUUCAUACAUAGAGAAGCUAAGACCAUUUCUCUUUUUAUACAUCUUGUAUUCAGUUGUUUCUUAAUUGUCAAGGCCUGCAACAGUGAAUGUGAAUUAUCUGAAUAUAUAAAUAAAGAAAUCAUUUUCAGUCACAA